GAAAAAGCCGAGAGAGGGGAUGACAAACAACAGCGACGCUCUCAUCAUCUGUUUCCAAAUAGUGCAGCAACUUCAGUGCUUCUCUCUCGCUCUUGCUCCUGUCGUUAUUGUUAUUCCGGAGUAGUUAGAGAGUAGGCUUUCUCGGUGUGUUUCUCUGUGUUUUAUCGCAUCGCCAAGAACAUGGCUGUCAAGGAAAAACAGAGCGACUCCGCCGAGGAGAUCGAGUGGAACGUUGAGAACGAGAUACAGUUGUUCUUCGCCAUGAACGGCCACAAGCCAGUCGGUGUAAAUAAGUACUUUCACAUGGUAUGCAUUUGGGAGAAAUUUCGGGCAGCGAUACAUAAAGAUGUGUCCUUGAAGGCCAUUUGGGAUCAUCUCAAGUCGAUGUACGAUCUAAUGGCUUUGGACGACAUGGAAGAUGUGCCUUUUCCAAGUAACGAGACAGAUUUUUCAUUACCAGAGAGUGAAUUUUCAGAACUCAUGAAAUCGCGUAAGAAGGAAGAGGCUGAAGCAAAGCCAAAAGAAUCAAAAGAAAAGGUUAAAGAAGUCAAAAAAGAUAAAGAUGCAAAAGAAGUGGGGAAAAAAGAAAUCGUUCUUCGUGAUACUAAGGCUGUUAAAGAAGUGGAGAGAAAGAAGGAGGAAGUCAAGAAAGUUGUUAAAGAGCCCGAGGUGAAAAAGGAUAACAAACAGCGCGAGGCAAAGGAAGUGAAAAAGGAACAGAAAGCUACCAAAGGACGUCUUAAAGGAAAAGAGGAACCAGAGGAUGCUGGACCACCAGUCAAGAAAGAGCGCAAGGAUUCCGAGUCAAGUCGAGAAAGUUUAAAGAGAGCACCAAAGAGACCUACGAGACAGAGCAUUGAUAGCAGUUCAAAGGCUUCAUCGAGUCCAAGAGAUACUCCGCCUCCAAAACGUAGAAGAAUAUAACCUUUCUUUUUUGAUAUACAUUAAAUUUCUAUAUUGCAUUAUUUAAUUUCGUUCCUAUAGUUCUCAAAUACAUUUCUUUAAAAAAAAAGAAAAAAGUUAAUGCGCUGUUACUAUUACUGUGAAUACUAUCAUUACAUACCUUCAUCCUAAAAAUGUAAGUUACAUUGUAAAUAAAUUACCAUGAUUUUUC
This is a messenger RNA of Nasonia vitripennis (jewel wasp), 1114 nucleotides long. RefSeq names its product MRG/MORF4L-binding protein (gene MrgBP). The transcript has 4 exons. Bases 181 to 924 code for a protein of 247 amino acids. The record is from RefSeq and is a predicted model, not a curated record. NCBI's taxonomy places the organism in Eukaryota, Metazoa, Arthropoda, Insecta, Hymenoptera, Pteromalidae. Gene Ontology annotation, biological process: regulation of transcription by RNA polymerase II. Gene Ontology annotation, cellular component: nucleus; NuA4 histone acetyltransferase complex.